GUGUGCCCUCACGGAAAAUGACAUAGUAUUGACAAAUGAGGAAGUGAUUCUUAUGUUGUUUUUUCUAUGCUAAGCUAGUCGCAACUCUUCGUGGGAGCUACAAUUGAAAUACGAUGCGACUUUGGUGAGUAACUCCUCUCUUUCAAAUGCAGAUAUAAUUGAACAUGUAUUCAUACAUGCGGCAUGUCAGGAUGUGUAGUUCGUCUUUUAUGUUACACAUUUAUUAAACCCCUGAAAAACAUUAACCUUGAACGUUGUAGACAGUAACCCUAAACCGUCCAAAUGUAUUUCAAAACAGUGUUGUUGUGCCUUGUGUGGCCCUAGACCAAGGCUGUAGGCAUUGGCUAUGAGCCUCAGCUCAGCAGUUUUUUUUAUGGUGAUUUGUAUUUGUGAAGGUGCUAGAGUGCAGUAUUGUUAGUUUAAUUGUAGGUAAUACUAUAUUCUGACAUGUUUAUUGUAUCUUCCUAUAACACAGUUUGAACAAUAAAGAGCUGGAUAAUUCUACCAACCAGGCUUAGGCCUGGUCACACUACGUUCCACCUGUCUAGUCUUCCUCUUGGCCCCCCUCCCAGAAACAGUAAAUAGUUCACAACAUGUCUUCAGGCCCACCUCAGUCGCCCACAGUGGCUAAGACAGAGGUGACUGUUGAAGGAGAAUGCCCUAUCCUCGCUGUCACCUUUGCCUACUGGGACAACAUCCUGGGCCCGCAGGUGUGCCACAUCUGGGCUCCCAGGUGCGAGCAACCGCUGUUGCUGAGCGAUGGCGAGGUCACCUUCCUGGCCAAUCACACGCUGAACGGGGAGAUUCUGCGCAGUGCAGAGUGUGGCGCGGUGGACGUCAAGUUCUUCGUCCUAGCCGAGAAGGGUGUCAUCAUCAUUUCGCUCAUCUUCGAUGGCGAGCUGAAGGGUGACAAGAACACGUGUGCCCUGUCCAUCAUCCUGCCUCAGACAGAGCUGGCCUUCUAUCUGCCCUUGCACACGGUCUGUGUGGAGAGGCUCAAACACAUAAUCCGGAAGGGACGCAUCUGGAUGCAGAAGGUAAGUGUUCAGAUGCCAUGUUCCAAGUCUACCCCAUACUAGGCCAUCCCCUUAAGGCAGUGUUUCUUAAUCCAUUCCUAGGGAAAUUGACAUUCUUGUUCUAUCCCAGCACUAACCCAGCACGUGAAUGACCUAUGCUCCCCAAAGAGUGAAAGGGUUAAAAUCCAGUAAGUCAGCACUAACACCUGAAUCAUGAAGCCUGCCAUGCCUUUUUUUGUCAUUGACGUACAGGGCUACAACAUCAUUUCUAUGCUGACAUCAGAGAUUGUCCCCAUCAUGGAGCUGCUGUCUUCCAUGAAGACACACAGUGUCCCAGAGGACAUAGACGUGAGUAUCUGAACCAAUCAUGCACAUUGGGCAACACUUUAAUCAUGCAAAACAGUACUGUGCAAAAACUACAGUAGAACUCAACUACAGUAGAACUCACCAUACUCUGCAGACCCGUUUAUGUAGGAACUUCUACGUCCACGAGAAGGAGACUAUUAUCACUAUUGUCACAUUAUUACAUCCAAGAAUGACAUCGAACUAGUUUCACUGAUAUGUUAAGUCUCACACGGCUUUCGUUACACAGCUUUCGUUACAUACCCCAAAAAAAACGUUGAAUAUGAAACUAAAACUUCAAAGCCUCCACAUCAUUAAUCUCUGUGAAAAAAUAAAGCUCUAAGUUCUAACCACUAUGAGGCUCGACUGAAGCUUUAAUUAACAUUUUGCUAUUCAUCAAUGAGACAAAUUGCUAACUCACGAUUCCACUAUAAUUUGAAGAUUAGGCUACUCAAAUUCACCAAAAACUAUUUUCUGUAUGUCUCACUAUAGCUAUAAAAAAUGUAUCUUGUCCUUCGUGUUGAGGAUUAUUUCACCAAGGACUGUGUUUUUCCCUCCGUGUUAGAUCAAGGACACCAUCCUAAAUGACGAUGACAUCGGAGACAGCUGCCAUGAAGAUUUCCUGCACAAGUAAACACUUUUAAGAAACUUUGGCUGGGAUUCAGUCGUAGGCCUACCUGCUAUAGAAAUGUAAUUAUGAAAAUUGGAAGCAUCUGCUUGCGAGUUGAGUCUACCUGGUAUUUUUGCUGUGCCCAAAACCAUUAUUUUACUGUAUUUAACCAUAGGAAAAUGAUAAAUACUGCAAUGCAGUUUUUAUUAAAUUGAACUAUGAGACUGAUGAGUAAUCUCGCUUGCCCACUAUCAAGACUGAUGAGUAAUCUCGCUUGCCCAAUAUCAAGAAACAACUUUGAGUGCUCCUGUGUUUAUUCAUUUCUGGGAUAGUCACAGGGUUGAAGAAUGUUUCACUCUCCCUCAGUUUAGCACCUUUCCUCUCCUUUUUUGUCCAACCUGGGCUGGUCCAUUGGGUGCACAUUGCUUACCUUGCACACUAUAUUUGUGAUUAGGUUGUAGUUAUCAGUGGAGUGCAGUUAUGCACCCCUGAAAGAUCUGUCAAAACAUAAUUAUCUUAGCUGCCUGUGGAGAUAACAAAUGCACUGCAAGUCAUAAUUUAUUUACUCAGCUUUUAAGUGUUCUUGCAGUAGUCAGGAAACACUUUUGUGUCAUGAGAUUUAUUUGAUUGAUCCUCUUGUUUGGAUAUUUAGAGAACUAUAUUGAAUGACAGACACACACAGCAAAUCUUUUACUAUCCUUGUGGGGAUCAAAAAUGUAUUUCCAUUCAAAAUCCUAUUUUCCCUAACCUUAACCCCUAACCCUAAACCUCUAAUCCUAACCCUAUUGUAACCAUAAACCUAACCCCCAAACCUAAAAUAGCCUUUUUCCUUGUUUUACUAUCUUUGUGGGAUCUUUUGGGGAUUUCCGGUACCCAAAAGGAUAGUAAUACAAGCCCACACACACAAGGACACAUUUCAAUCUUGCUCAUGUUCUCAUUAUACUAAAUUAAUAUAAAGUGACCAUCCCUCAUUCUUGUCAUUAAUACAUAAUUUGCCUCCGUCUCUCAGGGCAAUCAGUUCUCAUCUCCAAACCUGUGGCUGCUCCAUGGUGGUCGGAAGCAACCCAGACAAAGUCAACAAGGUACUGACAGGCUGCCAAUACUCUGUGCUAAGCACAUGCAUACACUGGCUGCUGUAUCAGCAUAUGUAUUCACACUCAUCCACACACUAGCUGUAUCAACAUAAAUGUUCUACACACAGACGUGUCUGCAUAUGUUGCAUAUCUAAUAAAAUAUUGCAGCAUACAAAAUCCCACAAUACUGGUUAACACGCACACACACCUCCAAAUCCUCUCUCCCUCACGGAAAUGCGGAUGUGUUAUUGAGAGGUAUUCCACGUUGAUAUUCAUUCAUAUGUUUUCUUGUACUCUAGAUAGUGCGCACGCUGUGCCUCUUCCUCACCCCUGCUGAGAGGAAGUGCUCUCGGAUCUGUAAGGCUGACUCUACUUUCAAGUACGACACAGGACUUUUUGUACAAGGCCUCCUCAAGGUACCCCACCACGCUACUCUAAAUUACAGUUUUCCUACUGGGUGUGCAGGCUUUUGUUCCAGCCCAGCACUAACACACCAACUAAUAAUGAUCUUCGGUCCAAUGUGUUCAAUGAGAGAUACAUUAAAGCCUUGUUUUACUCACAUCAAUAUUAUCCCAUUGUAAGUGCAUGUAAAUGUCACGCAAAUGAAUAGUCUUUUUUCAAACCAAGGCCUCAAAAAAUUAACAAAAGGUCAUAACUUUACAACAGACUGCCACUUUGGCAUUGUGAUCCCCCUCCUCAUUACUCUCCCACUCCUUUCUCCCACCCAGGACUCCAUGAGCAGCUUUGUCUUCUACCAGGUGCUGUACUCGCCCUACCCGACCACGCACAUCGACGUGGACAUCAACACGGUGAAGCAGAUGCCGCCCUGCCACGAGCACACGUACAUGCAGCGUCGCUACAUGCACUCAGAGCUCAGUGCGCUUUGGAAGGCGGCCAGCGAAGAGGACAUCGCCCCCAACACCGGCAUCCACACUGACCAGUUCUUCACCCCUGACCAGUAUGCUCUCUUCUCUCCUGUUCUGUUCUGUUAUUCCAAUUAGAUUGGAAUUGGCAGUGUUUAUUUUGCUGCCUAACCGCAUUGCUUGAUUUAUUUUAUAUGUAUCAAAUUUGUAUUUGUCUUUCUUACGUUUACAUUAAUGAAAGAAAUAUGGAUGUUAUUCUGUUUUUAUGACCACUAAAAGCUCCACUCUUUUCUCAGAAAUAUAUUUCAGGACGUUAUGCAUAAAGACACCCUGGUAAAGUCAUUUAUAGAUGAGGUAAGACACCGGCAUAAAGUAAGCAACAAUAUUUGUGGUGCGAAAAAUGUUAUUGUCAUUUGUCAGCCAUUGUUGGCUUAUCAGGGCCAACUGUAAUAGUUAAUUCUCUGUUUUGUUCCCAGGUGUUCAUGCUGAAGCCAGGUCUCAAUCUGCGAAGUACUUACUUGGCCCAGUUCUUGCUGAUCCUUCACAGGAAGGCGCUCACACUACUCAAAUACAUCGAAGAUGAGACGUGAGUUACCUCUCACUAUGGAAGCAGAUGUAAUUGGUUUUAAUAUGACUUUUGCCCCAGCACAGCAGCGCACCAUGUAGUACAACUUUUGAUAAGAGCUUGAAUUCCCCACCCGCAGGCAAAAGGGAAAGAAGCCUUUCCGCUCCUUGCGCAGCUUGAAGACAGACCUCGACCUGAUGGUGGAAGGCGACCUGAAUAUCGUCAUGGCAUUGGCUGAGAAGCAGAGGGCUGGACUGCACUCCUUUGUAUUUGGGAAGCAAUUCUACACCAGUGUACAGGAGCGAGAUGUGCUCAUGAGCUUUUGACUCUUUUACUCUCAUCGUCAUGACAUAUGUUUUUAUCAGCUCUUAAGAAAUGGGUAAGAAAUGUACAUAUGACUUGUCCAAAAGCUGCCUUUACUAGGGUGACAUUUUCUGUCCACUAAAGACUGUUGAGGUGUUAAAAUGUGCAAAAAAAUACAGUAUGAUGAUCAGAAUUUUGAAAUUUCAGAUGUCCAUUGAGUCGGAUUUGUGCUGCUGUCCUUUAUUGCUAAUCUUCAUUGUCUUAUUCAAAGCAUGAGUCUAGUGUCUUCAAUGUCUGUGUUGUACAACAAGCCCUUGACGGGACUCCAAAUGUUUGGAUACCAUUUAUAUCAAUAUUAGCACACUGAUUGUACAACAAUCUGGAUUUCAUUUACAUUCACGUCAUUUAGCAGACGCUCUUAU
This is a messenger RNA of Coregonus sp. 'balchen', 5194 nucleotides long. The record is from the annotation of a GenBank genome assembly. Lineage: Eukaryota; Metazoa; Chordata; Actinopteri; Salmoniformes; Salmonidae.